Penicillium riverlandense is the source of this 2001-nucleotide messenger RNA. RefSeq lists its product as uncharacterized. NCBI's taxonomy places the organism in Eukaryota, Fungi, Ascomycota, Eurotiomycetes, Eurotiales, Aspergillaceae. The transcript has 3 exons. The record is from RefSeq and is a predicted model, not a curated record. Bases 1 to 2001 code for a protein of 666 amino acids.
AUGGCUUCGGGAUUCUCAGCCUCGCCGCGGAAAGAGGGCAGCUGGACCAAGUUGGUGAUCUUUGUUGCGCUUUAUGCCUUGCUCCUGGAAUCAAUUGUGGAAUGGGUGCUUGUGCUCUACCUAUAUGGCAAAGGCUUUGUGGAUUCAAAGAUGACAGUGAGCGUCGUUCUGGCUUUGGUCGCGUCUUUUCUCUCGAUCCCAGUUGCUGGGUUACAAACGCUUGUUGCUUGGCAGUACAAUAAGAUCGGUGGAUUUGGUACCCAGAAGUCGGUGCUGCACAAUCUCUGCACCUAUGUCUACCGUCUAGAUCUCAUGGCCUGGCUAGCAACAAGCGUAUCCGGCCUCGUCAUCGUCGCCCAGCAGGCCGACUGUCUUCCAGAUGGCACCGACGAGAGCCCGUGGCGAGUUGGCCUUGGCUGUUCGUUCCAUCGAGCUUCGGUGGUAGUCUCUGUUGCUUCGUUGGUAACUGUGUGCACUAUCUACUGUGCAAGAGAGCUCUGUGAGCGACCAUACGACAUUUCACUCGUUGGGAUUUACACACGACAGCCAACAUUGCGAGAUGACAGCAUCUUUUCCGACCACAGCUGGGAUAGCGAUGAGACCCUCAAGAACGAGAUCCUGAAUCUUUGCCGCCAACAUGACGGCACAAUCAAGGGAGAGUGGUGGUCGCCGGAUCCUCUGGCCGCCAAAGUGAACUGCCAUCCAAGCAUCCGCCAGCCUGCCCCGGUUCGUCUGCGGCCUCAGCUGCACCUCAACACAGAUCCUGGCUCUGAGUGUGGCGAAAUUGUUGCUUCUGGCACGACUGUAUCGCCCGACGAGAACUUCCCGCAUAUUUCCCCUGGUGGUCAAAGUGCCGUUAGCGAAAUGUACCCGAUCUCGCGCACGUCCACCGUCAUGAUAUCGCCAACCGCAUCCGAAUCUCGUGGCUUGAUCUCUGGUCUAUCUAGCGUGCCCAAGGUGCCGGCAAUCCCAGAGCAGUACAUCUCCAAGCACAAGAGGGGAAAGUCCUCCAUCUCAUCCUUGAGGCGGUUCCUGCCAAAAGCCUUUCCACUCUUCCUCCCCUUAUCACUGGACCCUCAGAUCCGCGCUCUAGCCGACCCCAACGCUGCUUCAGAUGUCGAGAAACAAGUGGCCACGCCUUCCAUUGCGCCGCACAGUCGUUCCGGAUCCACGGUGCAUCAAGCUACCCAGACAUCCCCAGAUACGCCCGCUACUCCAGCUCGAAACGAUGCCGAUCCAGAGACCCAGUUCUUAACCGCUGCCCCCGAUAGCAGCGAACGAACCAUGACCAUGAACUCCGCCGAUGCCCCAGAGGUCGUGCCCUCCGAGACAAAGCCAACCGUCAAACGAUCACAAACAGCCUGUCUCGCAGCCCGCUCAAUCCACCACCCCCACCACCCAAACUACGUCCCCGGACCCCCAACCAAUUCCCAGUCCCAAACCCAACCCGCCUUCUCAGCACGAACCUACUCCUUAUCCUGGAGACACCAGAAUGGCACGGUCCAAAUGGACCCAUCCGUGACCCGCAGCAGCAGCCGUGCAACAACAGCCCUCACCCGACCACACCAUCACCACCGCCCUCAACAUUUCAUGCGCGGGAGCAGCAGCGCCUACCCCUUCGACCAAACUGUGGUCCCGCGCCACACCCAGAGCCAGCACCACCCACCGCCGCACUACAUGCCCGACCCGCGCUGGCGAGUGCAGUCCCAGCGCCAUUACGAUGCUAGCCGUGCUCUGCCAGUCCCCGGACCCAUCCCCGUUUUCCCCGUGCCUGCUGCUGCAGGUGGUCCCCGCCGCACCGACGUCGAGGUCAUCUACCCCAGCACCCGUAGACCGCGAAGCACCACAUACGGCGCUAUAGGGGGUCCCGGCCCGCUGAGCUGUAUCAUGGAGUCAACCUCUACGCCGCGCGCCUCGGCGGAUGAGUCUCUGCUUUCGACUUCUGUCGAUGCGAUGCGCACUUAUCGUGGUGCGAACCGCACCAGCUUGGGCUUUUACUAA